This is a messenger RNA of Microplitis demolitor, 2146 nucleotides long. Its product is annotated as histone acetyltransferase p300. Gene Ontology annotation, cellular component: histone acetyltransferase complex; transcription regulator complex. Bases 1283 to 1990 code for a protein of 235 amino acids. Gene Ontology annotation, biological process: positive regulation of transcription by RNA polymerase II. Gene Ontology annotation, molecular function: chromatin DNA binding; transcription coactivator activity; histone acetyltransferase activity. The transcript is spliced from 2 exons. The record is from RefSeq and is a predicted model, not a curated record. NCBI's taxonomy places the organism in Eukaryota, Metazoa, Arthropoda, Insecta, Hymenoptera, Braconidae.
CUACAACUUUUGUUUGAAAUUUUUUUUUAUACAGCCAAUAUUUUCACCGUAAUUCCAAAAUUAACAUUCAUAAUAAAUAAUCCAAAUUUUUUGUAAUUAUGAAAAUCUUAAUUUUAAAACUACAGCUUUUUUAUUAGUCUUAAGAAAAAAUCAUAAGAGACAUUAUUUUUAGAAAAUUAAAAUUUCAACAACUUUUAUUUCAAAAAUUUUUUUAUACGACUAAUAUUUCCGCCACAGUAUCAAAAAUUUGACACUAUCAAUUAUAAAUUAUGUUCAAAUCAAAGCAAAAAUCCUGGCCCUAAAUGACACUUUGGCAUAAAACUCUGAGUAAUUAGUGCUAAAAAUUUUUUUAGCGCAUGUAAAAUUUCAAUAUAAAUUCCACUUAAUAAUUUUAACCCAUACUUUUUAGCAAAAGUUAUAUGAAGUAUUUUAAUAAUUUUAAACAAUGCGUUUUUUUUAUUUCCGCGAAUAUUUUAAAAAUUUCUUACAGUAUGGUAGCAAUUUUAGUAAAGAUUUAUAAUAAAAAUAGAGGUGAGUCGGGCAAAAUGAGUCACCAGUUUCUAGAAAAAAUCAUGUCUCAUUUUGCCCACUUGUCUAUUAAUGAACACUGUUUAUAUUUCGGUUGAUUUACACAAGAUCUUUACCGAAGCUAUUAAACUGAUAAUAUGGAUUCAGCUGUACAAUAAUUGCUUUUAAAUGAAUCAGUAGAAAUACUACUUACAGUGUAUUAUAAUAUUUGUUAUGAACCAGAGCUGGCAGAAAUGAGGGUCAUUAAGGGAAAUAUUUUGCUACCUACUACUUAAUGAUCCCAAGAAAUUUUUAAUCCUAGAACUUAAGAGCUACUAUAAUUAUAAUUUUUGUAGUAAUUUAUUAAAUGACAUACCAUUUGAAAUUAUGAGAAAGGUAAUGACGGUAAAAGUGCAUUAGAUCUAUCGACUAAUGAAUAAGGGAGGGUAAUUACCAGAAAAUUCUAAGUACUUGAUAUAGAAAAUUUAUGCUAUAAAAGGACAUGUAUAUUUGGUAAAAGAACUAGUGUGAACUUGGUGUUACAAGGAGUACGUCCAUACUAGACUACAGGACAAUUUGCCUACGGUUAAUUUAUUCAGUUAUUGUCGUUCAGUUGAUGUCAAAUCAGUAUCCUGCUACCACAUAUUAACGUACUCUAAUAAACUUUUAUUUUGUUUGAGUCAAGGAUUCAAUUUUUACAAGGAUUUUUUUAAAAAAAGAUUUUGGCUUUUUUUUAUAUCAGUGACGUCAACUACAGUCUUUACUAAAAAUAAAAAUGGCGGCGAUUUUUAAAAAAUCAGAUUACAGUCCAUCAGCUUCAGAGUCGACUUGUUCAAAUGAAGAAAUUGUUUCUAAAUCUCCUGACUCUUCAACAGAUGAUACAAACAUGACACCUAAUGAGAGCAUGAUGUGGCUUGUCCACGUGCUUUGCCAGUGUAAAAAUAUUGAAUGCAAACUUUCAAACUGCCAGCAAUUCCGCAAAGUGUUCAAGCAUCUUAAUAAGUGCGACAAAAGAAUCAGAGGUCAUUGUAAAAUUUGUCAGCAAUUUAUUUCACUAUGUUACUACCAUGUAGACUGUUGCGAAAUGACAUCUGAUUGCCAGCUGCCAUUUUGUGCGGUUCUGAAAGAGCAUGUUAAGAAUCAAGAGUUCCCGCCCAGAUUCCAAGAUACUUACAAACAUCUAGGUCUCCAGCGAAUGUCAUUACCGGAAUCCCUUCAAUGGGAAGUAACAUCAAUAUUAUCAUCUGAAGCAAAAUCUCGUGGACAAGUGAUUGAUUUUUCUGUUCAACUUUUACCAGCUGAUACGACAAGUGACCAACCAAAGCCUUAUGCAGAAACGAAUGUUAGUGGAAAGAUAGCUUCUCUAUUCGCUCCCACUUCAACUGAUUCUCCUUUUGCGCACGAAUAUAAUUGUUCUUGUGCCCUUUGUUGGCGCGUAAAUAACUUUCAUCUCCGAUUUUUAGCCCGAGAUGGUGAACAAUAAUCAAAUAAAUAAAAAAAAAAAUUAUUUUAUUAUUUGGACUGUAUCAAAAUACUAUAACUAUAAAUUUCAUUGUUUUUAUAAAAUAUAUCUACCGACAUUAAUAUGAUUCAUGUAUGUUUUGAGUAUUGUCUAAUAAACUUUGGAUUUUUAUUUUAA